CUCGUAAUGGUGAAACAAUAACGUAUCGUGACUACUACAACAAGUCCACCCACAGCGAGGCAUUUUUAUCAUAAAUCUAGAUACAGUCGGAAGAGGAAACUUAAUAGAGAUGGAGGAAGGAGAGACCGUACCGAUAUUUUCCAGAAAAGAGCUACGUAAGCAGAAGCUGAUGGAAUUCCUGGCAGCAAAAGUAAAGCUGGGACAGCCCAACCCUAAGCCAAACCUCCGUGAUGACUGUCAGGUUAAGAAGCCUGUGACAUCUGUGCUAAAGACUGUUACUGGAAAAGAGAACAAGGGGCCACCUAACAGAUUUAGCCAUGAACGCAUAAAAGUUUCAACUCUGGCUGCUCAAUCCUCAACACAUCCUGCCAAAAGAGUAUUUGAUGUCAAUAAAAAAGUAAACGUAAAAGGCAGGAUCCUGACUAAUCGUCCGUCUGCAGCCAGUGGCCCAGCAUUUCCAAAACUUAAUCCUGUGUCUUCUAAAUCCGGCCUGAAUGCAGUUAGCCAUCCCAAAAAGCAGCCAAACACAGGAAUACAAACUUCAGGCAGAGCCCCUUCAGAUGCAGCUCGUAGAGCUGUGACAUUCAGUAGUCAGUCAAAUGCUGCCAGGUCACGUGAAAUGAAGAUGGUUAGUGUCAGGAUGAGUCUCGGCCCUCUUGUCAAAACAAAAACUGGACUAAUUCCUGCAGUGACUCAGCCAAGAAACAGUCAAAGUCAAAACUUAACAAACACUGCUGCCACCACCACCAGUUCUGUUGCUAGCAAGGUGCGAUCCAGCACUUCAUCAUCAGUCUCUGUUUCCAAGAAGUCGACCAUAAGGAAAACAUUACCUACCACUGCUCUAAACAACCCUAUUCAUGAGAGAACAACUGUUUCUUCAACUGCAAGAGCUGGGAUUAAAGUUCAAGAUCAGAACAAGUCUAACUCUAAACCACUUAUGGGUAAGCAUUUUCAGCCAUCUUGUCAGAGUCAAUUAGCAAGUGGACUGAGAUCAACAUCCAGCUCCUCCAGGUUCACAGCAGCACCCAUUAAGCCAGAGUGGAGACCAGGGAUGUCAGAAACUAAUAAAUCAGCUGGACAGCCCACAGACAGGUCUACAAACCUGAGAUCUGAGAGAGAGGGGGAGAAAAAUGGCCAAUCAUGCAAAGUCGCCUCUCGAACAUCCUCGGGGCCAGUGAGCAGGUGGAGUUCCAGAGUGGUCAGCAAGGGUGUGCGACCUGCUGUGGCUGAGCUGGGAGGGAAACCCAAGACGUGUAAAGAGACAGACAGCAAGAAGGGACACAGUUCAGCAAAUGGUCCACCUCCACAAACGAAUAGAAAAAAAAACAGCGCUCCAGUGAUGUCACAGACAGUGCCACGGCCUGCCAGGACCAUCAACUAUACAGGCCAGGCCAUAGACAUGAAGACGGCAAAGGUUCCAGUCAAGGUCAUUCCCCAGACUGAGCAAAAGAAACUGAGUGCUGCCCAGGAGGAAAGAAUGAAAAAACUGAAGGAAUGGAGGGAAGCCAAAGGCAUUUCCUACAAGCGUCCCCCAAUGCCUGUGAAACCUCAGGUCAGACACACUGUGGCCGUGCCCCAGCCUUUCUGGGCCACCAUGAAGCAGGAAGAUGAUGCCCAUGCCCUCAUCUCUGCUGUGGACAGAUCUCUGGCUGACUGCAUCAAAUUGCUUGAAGAGGGUUGCCCCCCAGACCAGGUGAAGGAGGUCCUCUCACGGCUGCCAGUGGUGUCCCAGAAGUUUGCCAAAUACUGGAUCUGCCAGGCUCGCCUGAUGGAGCAAGAUGGCAACCUGGAUGUCCUGCCCAUGUUUGAAGAGGCUGUUGGUGUUGUGUUGGAGCCGGUGGAUGAGCUGCGGACUGUGGUGUUUGAGAUUCUGAAGAAAAAGGACGACAUCCAAGCAUCUGAAGAAAAUGAGAAAGAGGACGACCAGAUACCAACAGGUGAAAGCACUCCAGAGAAUAUCAACAACCCAAUGAUGACUCCUAAACCUGUCAGAGCCUUCAUAUGUGGGGAGAAAGGAGAUUCAUCUGUGGUCAAGUACAAGAUCACAGCAACUCCUGGUGGCCAUCCAAGUCAACAGAAGGAACCGGCACGGGUCAACGGCCAAGAGGUUCGCUUCUUCACCCCAGUUAGACGCUCAGUGCGAAUUGAGAGAGCCUCGCUCCGAUACCCUGCAUCCCUGCAGGACCAUGAUCUGUGCGUGGCCUCGUACAAUGACCUAAUGUCUGACGAGGAUAAAGAGACAAGUAAAGAACAGCAGAGCGGGGAAACCAGCCCGACUGCUAACGACACACCAAUGUACGUCUACAGACAGAACGAAGCACUUAAAGACAAGGUGUUCGUCCAGCUAGUCUGCAGCGAAGAUGUUUAGCUUUAGGUGUUUACUUUGUCUCCACCAGUUUGUAGUGGAGACAAAAUUCAGAUGUUCAGCAUCUGUCACUGUUCAUAUGAAAAAGAAAGAAAGAGAAAGUGUGCGCAUACUUUGGUGUUGUCAGAUCUCACCCUUUCCCUGAAAAGAUGCUUCUUUUUCCUUCUGAGGAGAGAACGUGACAUUCUAGGUAAUGAGCUGUUUUCUAAAGUUAGGUAGUUCUCCUACUUGCUUAUAGAGAACUUAUUUGGUUUAUCUUUUUGGUCCCUGUAUUAUUUUAUUCCUUUGAAUAAUGUGGUGUAAAUAUGAAUGUAAAAUAAAUGGCUGUUUUUUUUAAACCUA
Messenger RNA from Chelmon rostratus (copperband butterflyfish), 2707 nucleotides. RefSeq names its product cytoskeleton associated protein 2-like (gene ckap2l). The coding region runs from base 110 to 2368 and encodes 752 amino acids. The record is from RefSeq and is a predicted model, not a curated record. NCBI's taxonomy places the organism in Eukaryota, Metazoa, Chordata, Actinopteri, Chaetodontiformes, Chaetodontidae. Gene Ontology annotation, cellular component: cytosol; mitotic spindle; centrosome. The transcript has 9 exons.